This is a messenger RNA of Cryptomeria japonica (Japanese cedar), 1546 nucleotides long. RefSeq names its product magnesium/proton exchanger-like. Gene Ontology annotation, biological process: transmembrane transport; metal ion transport. NCBI's taxonomy places the organism in Eukaryota, Viridiplantae, Streptophyta, Pinopsida, Cupressales, Cupressaceae. The transcript has 6 exons. Bases 460 to 1230 code for a protein of 256 amino acids. Gene Ontology annotation, cellular component: membrane. The record is from RefSeq and is a predicted model, not a curated record.
UAUGUUCUACGUUACGGCCAAUCUUUAAGGAGAAACGCCAUGCAAUGACAUUUUACCAUUUUCGCCAUGUUUUCACAGGCAAAGAAUGCCGAGAACUAGCAGAUGACGAAUUAGAGUAUGCCAGGCUUUUAGCGUUGCACAGUUGUUAAACUUUGGGGCUGCACGAAAGUUUAGAGACAAGCAAUUUCUCUGUUCGUAUUAUUUACGGACCCGAACUUUUGUUUGGAAUCGGUUCGAAAUUAUUACCGCGAGGUAGCAAAUAGAGGCGCAAUUUCAUUCAUAUAAACGAUCUUUUUCAGUGAAGUAGCAACAAUGCAUUUUAAUACGUAAAAUUUCAAUUCGGAUGGGAAAGGAUAUCUUUAUGCAGUUAGACUUCUUUCUAAACUUGUUGCAAACAACUCAACAAGUUUCUUGGAGCUUAACUGCAAGACCUAUCUUUUGUUCUAUGCUGAGACCAACAUGGGCAAUGGAAUUCGAACAUCUAUAUAUUUUUUGGGCCUCAUUUAUUGUUUUAUUGGAUUGUCUGCCGUAACUGGUUGUUUUUUUCGUUCAAUGGCGAAAGUUGUGCAACAGACCCGGAAGAUUGUUAUUUUGGAUCCUGACACUGGGGCUGAAGUGGUCACAAGAGAAAGGAUAUGGAAUUAUACAUUGGCGGAUAUCUCUUUGCUAGCAUUUGGCACAAGCUUUCCACAAAUAUCACUUUCUAUCAUUGAUGCCUUUCAAAACCUUGGUCAACUUUAUGCUGGAGGUUUGGGACCUGCAACACUUGUUGGUUCUGCUGCAUUUGACUUGUACCCUAUUCAUGCUGUUUUUGUGCUUGUUCCAAAAGCAGGCACGGUGAAAAAAAUCUCAGAUUUAGGAGUAUGGUUGGUAGAGCUUGUGUGGUCUUUUUGGGCAUAUAUUUGGCUUUAUAUAAUAGUACAGGUGUGGACUCCAAAUGUGGUGACUAUUUGGGAAGCAGUAUUGACUGUAUUGCAGUUUGGUAUGCUCUUGUUGCAUGCAUAUGCACAAGAUAAAGGGUGGCAUUAUUUCUCAAUUCCAUUGCCAAGAGAAGAUAGGCCAGAAGACUGGGUGCCAGCGGAGACUAAAUACAGUAGCUUACAGGGAGGAAGUCAUGAAGAUUCUUCUGAUUCUCCAUCUGAAUUUGCACCCCAGAAUCGUAGUGUUGAUAUCUUUUCAAUUCAUUCUAAUGAACAACCUGCAAUUCAGCAAACCUCUUUGUUGGCAUAGGGGUGCCAUGGUUGAUUGGUACCAUAUAUAAUCGAGUUGCUCUUGGAGAAGCAUUACUUGUUCAUAGUGAGGGACUAAGUUUUUCCCUUGUCAUUUUCUUCAUCACAUUUGUUCUAUGCAUGCUUGCUUUAGUUUUAAGGCGUUAUAUAUUUGGUGGUGAACUUGGAGGACCAAGGUUAUGGGCUUGGAUAACAUGUUUCUACCUCAUGUUUCUAUGGAUCGCUUUUGUUGUGCUAUCUUCUCUCAAAGUUUCUCAUAUAAUAUAAGACUAGAUUCCUUUGAAGAAGAGGGGAUCAUAGUGAUAUAUAUUUAUUAA